Molecule: messenger RNA, 4170 nt
Organism: Corythoichthys intestinalis (scribbled pipefish)
Lineage: Eukaryota; Metazoa; Chordata; Actinopteri; Syngnathiformes; Syngnathidae
Gene: sycp1
Product: synaptonemal complex protein 1
Exons: 37
Coding region: 404-3601 (1065 amino acids)
Biological process (GO): meiotic DNA repair synthesis; synaptonemal complex assembly; lateral element assembly
Cellular component (GO): male germ cell nucleus; transverse filament; central element
Molecular function (GO): double-stranded DNA binding
Source: RefSeq, a predicted model, not a curated record
AUUCAACGUUUUUGACAAUUAUUUGUAAGUCAGAAGUAAGAGAUAGAUGCUAAAGUGACCAUUAUGUUAAUUACAUAAAAUAAAAAUGUGUUCCUAACAAGUGUACUUGUGAACGUUUGGGUAAUUUGGCGGACAUUUUGAAAAAAAUAAAAAUAAACAUUUUAGGUAACAAAUGAGUUUUAAAAUGCCUCUUAGUGGUGUUCACUCGAUUUGUGAGUAGGAAACAAGUAGUGGGUAACGUUACCUGCAAGCUAAACUGUCUCUUUUUGUUUAAUAUUCCACGAACUAUAAUAUCAUUGCCGUUAGCCGUCCUCAACCUCGUCUUGAAGAAGGCCUCGGCGUAGCGAUAACUUUCGCUUUCGUCAUAUCCGAAGCCAACUUAAUAGUUAGCGUUUAAAUCAAGAUGGAGAAAGAAGGACGCUUCAACUUCAAACUCCUGGUGCCUCCCAGGGUGAAUAGCAGCCAAGUGUUUGCCGAUAAACCUCAAGAAAAUGUUGACAACGGAUCUGAGCUGGGCCCCAGUAAAUAUUUUUUUAAAGACCAAAAUAUGCCUUCUAUCUUCACCAAAAGUGUUGUAAAUCUUACUAAAUCAACCACACAAGAUGGCCUCAAGAUGACAGUAUCAUCAACAGAGAAAGAGGAGAGAGACUGUACUCCUGGUCAGCUUUGUUCUAAAAUGUUUGACGAGGUGGAGAAAAUCAAAUGCUGGAAAGUCAAAGUGGCCUGUGAUGCUGCGCAAAGCGAGAGGAAACUUCAGGAGAACAAAAAAACAAUCGAAACUCAACGCAACGCCAUUCAGGAUUUGCAGUUUCAAAAUGAAAGUCUCAGCGUCAAGCUUGAAGAGCAGUUGAGUGAAAAUGAAGAUUUAAGGAACAAACACAAUGCAACCCGCAACUUGUGUAAUUUGCUGAAAGAAACAUUUGACCGGGCGGCAGACAAAAUGCAAUUAUUUGAAUCUGAGCGAGAGGAGACACACCACCUUCUAAUGGAAAAUGGUGUCAAUGUUCAGAAAAUGAUUGUAGCAUUUGAAGAGCUACGUGGUCAAGCUGAGGAUGAUCAGAAAGCAAUGGAAACUGUUAAAGAGGGUUUGCAAAAAUUCGAAGAGCUCAAGGAAAAAUAUCAGCAAGAAUACACCUUAAAAGAGAAUGAGGUAGCGACACUUCAAGCUAAAGUUGUGGAUAAAGAAGGUGAACUGGAGAAAGUUCAGCGUGACCUCCAUGAUACCCAAAAUCAAUGCACACUGCUGCAGGAGGCCACAACUAAACAACACGAGGACCUGAACUGCUUAAAAAUGGAGCAAGAGUCUCUGCUGGAAAAACUCCACUCAGCAGAGCAGUGCUAUAAACAAAGCGAAACGAGCUUGGAAGCUGUGAUUGCUGAGCUGAAACAAAGCAGAGAAGAGCACGUGCUGAUCCUCAGCAGCAAAGAUUUAAGUUUGCAGGAGGUUCACCGAGUUAAAAAUGAACAAGCCGAGAAGCUCGAGCAAGUUCAGAUAAUCCUUGUGGAGCUUAAGAAUUCAUUAGCCUUUGAGGAGCAAAGGUAUAAGAAGUGCGAGGAAAAACUAACAGAGAAAAACCAAGAACUUGAAAGGACACACAAACUUCUAGGAGAAAUUGAAGAGCAAUGUGCAGGAAAGGAGAAGCAAAUAACACUCCUUCAGAGUGAUUUGAAAAAAAACACAAACUCAACAGACCUUUUAAAGGGACAAGUUGAUGUACUUGAGGUCACAGUGAAAGAUCUCCAAGUGAAGCUUUCAGCAAAAACCAUACAAGCCCAGCAAGCCAUGGGUCAAGCAGAGACUACACGCGCAGAUAACGAAAAGCUCAAGGGAGCUGCUGAAAAGGCAGAAGAGGUUUUCAGGGAGAAGCAACGCAUUACUGAGAGCAAAGUACUUGAGCUGGAAGAAAAGUUGUUCAAUGAAAUGAAGAAAACAGAAGAGUACAGCUCUGAAAUAGUAAAACUUAAUACAGAACUUGCACAGAAUCAAGUCAAGUAUGAAGAGUUGCUGUCUAAAUGUAAUGAGGUUGAAUGUGAAAAACAGUCAUUUGAGCAGCAGUUUGAGAGCAAGUCAUCUAAAAUAGAAACCAUUAAAGAAAAAAUGAAGGUGAGUGAGGAGAAGAUUGUGACCCUCUCAAAGGAAAUUCAGGCUUUGACGGAGGAAAACCAGUGUUUAAGGAUAGAAGUCUCUACGAUGCAAAGCCUAACUCAAGGACAGUGUCAAGAGAUUGAGAAGUUGCUUAAAAAAAUGGAAGAUAAAUAUGAGGAUUUGCAGGAGAAGGUCAAACAAGCAGAACGGCAGCUGAAAGCUGCAGAAGCAAAGUGCUCCUCCGUCAAGAACAAAAUUGGGUGUUAUCGUAAAGCAGGCGAAUACCAGAAGGAGGUUAAAACGCUUAAGAUCCAAAUAGAAAAAGAGUUGGGGAGAAACAUUCAGCUUGAAAAAAAGAUGACCAGUCUGAACGAGGAGUCGCGCAUUAUGAAAAUAAAGCUUGAGGAAAAAAUACAGAAGCUGCAUGAAGAGUUUCAAGCUAAGUCUUCACUUGCAGAUGAGCUUGACAAUGAGAUAAAAGAGCUGCGAUUAACAACAGCUGAAGCUGUGAAGAGCAAAGAGGACGCUGAGCUCAAUUGUGAACACAAAACAGCAGAUGUGGUCGCACUGAUGGAAAAACACAAAAGCCAAUAUGACCUCGCGGUCAAGGAAAAGGAUGCAGAACUUGACGAAAGGAAGAAAAGUGAAACAGAGGCGCUCGGCAGCAGGAAGUCACUGGAGCUCGAGGUCACCAACCUUAAGGCAGAAAACAGUCAACUGAAGCAGCAACUCCUGACUGAGAAGGAUAAUUUUCAGAAGGAGUUAAGUGAUGUGAAGAAGGAAUUGUCAUCAUUUAAAACAGAUCAGCUGUCCCAACAAAGGAACAAAUUGGAAAGUGCUGUCAACACAAAUGAAAAAGGGAGGGCUUCUAAGAAAUACGUGUUUGACUUUGAUCACACCAAGGAUACCUUUCAGAAGGAGUUAAGUGAUGUUAAGAAGGAAUUGUCAUCGCUUAAAUCAUCUUUGUCUUCCCAAGAAACCAACAAAACGGUCAGUGCCAUCAACACCAAUAAUAAAGGGAGACACACGGAUACACCAAAAACUAGAGCUGCAAAGAUGAACGUGUUUGACUUCGUUAAGGAAUUAGACUUUGAAUCCUCAAGCCCAUCAAGUAAAAGAACACAGAAGAACAAGCUCAAGGACCUCCGUCUUGAAGACUUUGCUACACCGACAAGUAGGACAAAGAGGGCUGGAAAGGCAGACAAAAUCCAAAGCUUCAGAAUAAGGACGCCCCCUGUUGCUGAAAAGCAAGACAGAUGGGGGAAGAGACCCAUGGAGGUGAAGCCCAAGACUUACAGCCCUGAUCCAAACAAUAUUUUGAGUUUUGAAACCACGUCGGCAACCCAUCGCUCUAUUCCAUCGUUUAAAUCUAACAGAUUCAAAAAGAGCCCCUCAUCCAUUAAGCCACCCGCAAACUCAAAGUUCGCGGCCAUGAAGAGGAUUCGUGAUGCUGGCUGGACCGCUACUGUUGACACUGACAAAAAAAGGAAAAAGACUCGCGACAUCUUUGCAUAAGUUUGCAGGGGAAAAACUAUAAGACACAGUUCUCUGUUCUAACUUUAAUGAGCAAAUAUCUUUGGUGGUAAUGGGAAAAUAACGGUGUUAUAAGUGAAGCGGUGAGUAAAGCGGUUCAGGGUGUAUUGCCAUAAGCAUAGGAGUAAAAAAAAUUACAGUAAUUUAGGUUGUAGUAGUAGAAGUCAAAGAUUGGGAGUGUAAAGGUCAUAGUUUUAUUGUGUAGCAGCCAUUGUUUGAUGUUGUGGUCAUAAUUUGAAAUAUCCAGAAUGUAUGCUGUUGCAAUAGUUUGCUAUUGUAUUAUUAUUACAUACUGUUAGUCAAUAUUGAAGUAAUGAUAGUAGUGUGCAAAGACUGGGAUUCACAAUAGUGUAUUUUACUACUCGUUAUUUCUGUGAUUAUUUGCAUGCGUUCAGAGUUCGGUAAAUAAACAAAACAAACUGUCCAAAUUUGUGUAAUCAAAUGUGAACUGUACACCUCUCAAGUUCAGUGAGAGAAAUCAAAGAAGGAAUGCAAAACUGAAGACAAAAAAAAAAAUGUUGAAUAGCAUGAAAAGCUGACAAUAAAUGAAA